Staurois parvus is the source of this 318-nucleotide messenger RNA. The record is from the annotation of a GenBank genome assembly. Lineage: Eukaryota; Metazoa; Chordata; Amphibia; Anura; Ranidae.
UCCAGGGGUAAGUGUUUGAUAGAGAGGAAAGUGGCUUUUCACUUUCCUCAUUUGUUUGUAAGGUCCAUUUUGGGACCUGGAGCCUGGAGAUUUCAAAGCGAUUUGGGAGGGAUGAAAUCUCCAAUCCUGGGACCAGGUUUUGGGAAUGGCCAGGAUACUGAUUGCUCAGGUGUGCAUGGCUCUUUUGUAGAGUCAGGACCAGGGUUCUGGGCUCCACCCUGGCAGACAGGAGUCAGGACCAGGAUUCUGGGCUCCACCCCGGCAGACAGGAGUCAGGAGGGCUCCACCCCGGCAGACAGGAGUCAGGAGGGCUCCACC